CGCAGUAUAAUAUUCUUGAAGGAGAGUUUCCAUAAGAUCCACCUUCAUCCCCUUUUUAGUCAUGAGUUCAAUUAUAGAAACUAUAAACAGUAAAGAUGUUGCAAACAGCCUUCACGAGAAGAGUAAAGAUGUAGCCAAUCGAAACGAGUUUACGGAUGUUUUACGUGAAACGACUGCUGAUGUAUUGCGAAAAAGAAUACAGGAAAUAAGAGAGGAUGUUUUGGAGCACGUUAACAACCGCUUUAACGACAUGAUGUCCGAGGUUCUGCAGAAGUUAGAAGUGCCUUCAACAAAGAAUGGGGAACUUUUGUACAAUUUGGAUAAAUAUCGGGAUAAAAGAGAAUCCAGCAAAAAAGGUGCACUACCGGAUAAGGAGUUCCUCGAAAGAAAUUCAUUGCUCACCGAUCUCUUCGAGAUCCCGCAUAUUCGCACAGUUUACAAUCUGUUCAUGGUCACUCUCAUACUCUUAUUUUUCAACACCGUCGUAUCCGAUAUCAUGGAAUCCGGAACGUUUCACGUUGGCACCAACACGUUAUGGAUUGGUUUCGCAAAGUUUCCAACGUGUAUCUAUAUUUGGUUAUUCAUGCAAGUCUCGACACUUGGUGUCUACGUGGCUUUCAACCUCUGGGCGUAUCAACGACUCCGAUUCUUGCCAAAACCCUCCGUCCUAAAAUUGUGGGAUUAUAACUGGCUAUCAACAUUUAUAUCGUAUCUAAUUCUCUUCAUCAUAUUCCCCAUUAAGGCGAUGAUCGAUUCGAAUCUCUCCAUAGGUUGCAGUAUGAUUGUUAUUAUGGAACAAAUACGCAUGAUGAUGAAGACUCACGCUUUCGUCAGAAGCGCGUCGCCCAGAUUUUUGUCGUACAAGCCUCACAGCGAUAUUCCGCAACCGAGUGGCCCCACAUUCUCGCAAUACCUAUAUUUCCUGUUCGCACCAACUCUUGUGUACCGCGAUGAAUAUCCCAGAACGAAAAGAAUCAGAUGGAUGGUGGUAAUUCGAAAUUUCGCUGAAGUCGGUUUAGCAAUCUUUUAUCUUGCUUUUAUCCUGGAACGGCUUGUAUUACCGGUCUAUCACGUAUACGGUACACAGCACUUGGAACGGAAAUGGUUCGUCAAGAAUAUCAUCGAAUGUUGUAUCCCUGGUAUUCUCUAUUUCAUUACUGGACAAUACCUCCUGCUGCACGCGUGGUUGAACGCUUGGGCGGAAAUGCUGCAGUUCGCCGAUCGUUUGUUUUACAAGGAUUGGUGGAACAGCACGACUUACCAUACUUAUUACCGCAAAUGGAACGUGGUGGUGCAUGAUUGGUUGUAUACGUACAUCUACAAGGACAUGUAUGAAAUCUUGGUGCCACGCAACCGGAUGAUAUCAGCUAUCGCCGUAUUCCUCGUCUCCGCCAUCGUCCACGAGUAUAUCCUUGCAUUCGGAUUUGGCUUCUUCUACCCUGUGAUGUUCAUGUUAUUCGGAGUCGUAGGUUUCGCCAUGUUCUACGUGCGCAAGGUCGUCACCAGUAACGUCUUUAUGUGGUUGAGCUGGAGCGUUGGCAACGGUAUUAUGUUCAGUCUGUACGCGAUGGAGUUCUACGCCCGGCACAAUUGUCCGCCUCAUUCUAAUUAUUACCUGGAUCUGCUCAUACCACGGAGCUGGAGAUGUCAAAAACAAUUUAACGUGUAAAUUAUCUCGCUCGCAUUAACAAUAAAUUUUUUUUUUAGACGAUGCGUCCCACAUGUAAUUUCCUUUUUGCAAUCAAAGACUAUAUAUUUAUGAGACUGUUACGAAUUUGUGUAAUCAGUUUAGCUUUAAACUGGAAUACAACAAGGAGUCGUUUGACUUCUUGAGAACAAAAUCGCAAUAAAAGGAUCAAUUAAGAUCCAAACGCAAUUGUUAGAGAGUAACAUUGAUUUAUGAAAUUC
Cyphomyrmex costatus is the source of this 1908-nucleotide messenger RNA. RefSeq names its product sterol O-acyltransferase 1. The transcript is spliced from 9 exons. The coding region runs from base 62 to 1669 and encodes 535 amino acids. Lineage: Eukaryota; Metazoa; Arthropoda; Insecta; Hymenoptera; Formicidae. Gene Ontology annotation, biological process: cholesterol metabolic process. Gene Ontology annotation, cellular component: endoplasmic reticulum membrane. The record is from RefSeq and is a predicted model, not a curated record.